AGGCCCCGCCCCUCCUCCCCAGAACUCAUACCUGGUCCUGCUCCCGCGGCUGGCACGUGCUGUUGUUGUGAUUCGACGUCACGUGGCCGCGGAAGUGCAGGCCCUCACAGGCCCCUCCUCCAAGAUGGCGGCGCCCAGCGCAGGGAUCCAAGACCUAGUUUUGCUUAACUUUAAAUUAUAGCUUUAACGGGGUAUGUGGGGUCAUGGACUCACCGGGGUUCACGGCUUCGCUAGUGGCUGGUGGGGUAGCAGGUGUUUCUGUUGACUUGAUAUUAUUUCCUCUGGAUACCAUUAAAACAAGGCUACAGAGUCCCCAAGGAUUUAAUAAGGCUGGUGGUUUUCGUGGAAUAUAUGCUGGUGUUCCUUCUGCUGCUAUUGGAUCCUUUCCUAAUGCUGCUGCCUUUUUUAUCACCUAUGAAUAUGUGAAAUGGUUUCUGAACACUGAUUCAUCCUCGUAUUUGAUGCCUGUGAAGCAUAUGUUGGCUGCCUCUGCUGGAGAAGUGGUUGCCUGCCUGAUUCGAGUUCCUUCUGAAGUUGUUAAACAGAGGGCACAGGUAUCUGCUUCGUCAGGGACAUUUCAGAUUUUUACUAACAUCUUGUAUCGAGAGGGCAUCCAAGGAUUGUAUCGAGGCUACAAAAGCACAGUUUUAAGAGAGAUUCCUUUCUCUUUUGUGCAGUUUCCUUUAUGGGAAUCCUUAAAAGCGCUCUGGUCCUGGAGGCAGGAUCAUGUGGUGGAUUCCUGGCAGUCAGCAGUCUGUGGAGCUUUUGCAGGUGGAUUUGCGGCUAUGGUCACCACGCCUCUGGAUGUGGCAAAGACAAGAAUUAUGUUGGCAAAGGCGGGUUCCAGCACUGCCACUGGGAACGUACUCUCUGCGCUGCAUGAGGUCUGGCAGACACAGGGGCUGUCAGGAUUAUUUGCAGGUGUCUUCCCUCGAAUGGCAGCGAUCAGUCUGGGGGGUUUCAUCUUUCUUGGUGCUUACGACCAAACUCGCAGCUUGCUGUUGGGACUUGGCAGAGAGACCCCAUGAAUCAGAGGCAGCCCAGCAUCCACGUCUUUCAAAAAAGGGGACUGCUGUGAGAACCAUCUCCCUUCCGAUGAGCAGCUGCCCACCAUUUGAACAAAACACAGUGCUAAAAUCCAAUUCUGCUAAGAUUACAACACUGAGAAUGUGUCCUCUAUGGUACAGGCUGGCCGGCAUGAAGUCAUCAGCUUGUGUGCCAGAAAGUUAGAAAAGAGCAAAAACUAAUUAAUGUUUUACACUGUUUUCUCAGACGCCCUUAAUAAACAAGUUUGGUAAUGGUGAGGCCAGGCCCUUCAGAGCUUUCAUUUGAUCUGUAGCUGAUCUUCACUUCCUGCCACCUGAUAGUGGAGGCAGCAGAAGGCAAGAUGGGUGGGUAUAGGUUUUAAAAAAAUGGCUACACUGGGGAAAAGUUGUGUAUGGUGGGUGUGGGUUCCCCUGUCCCCGGUUAAUUCCUAGUGUGUGAGCUUAUAGCUUAGUUUAAAAAGAACAAACUACAGGUGCAUAGCAAACAUUCUUUCUGGGUAACCUGGCUGCUGUUUUGAAUUACCCUCAGAUUUCACCUAAAAAAACAGACUGAUUGAUUGAUUGUAUUAUUUUACAGAGAAGUGGCCAACAGCCCAUGUGGCAUAUGAAAGAAAGCAGUUGCAGCUCAAGUGACUAGUUGGGCCCAACUGGCUUGGGGGCAAGGAGGCACGGUGGGCCCUCUGGGGAAGCUGGGCCACAAGCCUCUGUUUUCAGUCUGAAAGGAACGGCUGGCCAGCCUCUAGGAAGGAAGCAGCACACUGUUUCCAAUCUUUAAGCUCAACCUUGAAAAUAAAAGGGAUGCAAUGGGAAGGUCGCCAUACUUUGGGAUUUUAGAAUUUGACUAAUAAUAAGCUCCAGGUUUAGAAAAAUUCAGAAGGCAAAAAAAUCUCAGGAAUCUAGCAGCAUUGUGUAAGCUCUUCCCCGCAACAGCCGUGUAUGAUGAGUCUCCUUUUUUGGAAAAAAAGAAGUAAUUAAAGGCAGGAUGACUGGCUUUGUAAGGGAUACUGUGGAAGGGAUACUGUGGAAUUCAAUGGGAUAAAGCAAUGCUGGUUAAAUAAAUGUAUGCAGAAGAAUGACCCCCACUCACACACUUAACAUUUAUAAAUGAACCUUUAUUAAAGACACUUCAGUGCCAUUUGUUAGAUGCUUCAAUAUUUUACACGUUUUUCAAUGUACAUUGUACCAAAAAUUUCUAUAAAUAAAUAACUUUGUACAUAAAAAGUAAUACUUCCUCUUUCACAUUGCCUCUCAGAAGCAGCAAAUUCACAUAUUUUGUGGAAGUAACAAUCAGUUACGUGUUGAGGAAAAAACUCAAUGUGCUUACCUUUUGGAACAGUGUGACAUCUGACAGUAAAAUUUAAAACAGGUAACCAUUUUGUCUAAUCCCCACCUUCAGCUUUUUGCCAAGGGCGCUUGCUUUCUGAGAUUUUUAAGGACCUUAUUUGUUUCCAUUUUGUUUCCGUUUUUUUACUGAAUUUCACAUUGGCACUCACAAGAUGGUUAGCUACAGGUCCUAAAAGUGCAAAUAUACCCAGAACCCAGGUCAGGGGCUGACUGUUGUGCAGUCCAAGCCCAGUUCUGUCUAUGUGAGGGGGUGAUGUGGAUAGGCCUGCUCCAGGUCCUCAGUAGAAAUAAGCUAGCCCUGAAAAGGAAGAACUUUAUCCUUUUUUUAAUCCCCCAAGGCCAAUGCAAUAUUCAGCAUAUUGGCAAAACUAAAAACACCACUACUGAAAAAUCCACAGGUACCAACACCAGCAGCCUCUUAAGAAAAAGCCUCAAAUGACAACCGAACGACACUGACAAGACCACAUUCGCUUUUAUCACAAAGUGAGCAUCAAAGG
Trichechus manatus latirostris (Florida manatee) is the source of this 2887-nucleotide messenger RNA. RefSeq names its product solute carrier family 25 member 26 (gene SLC25A26). Gene Ontology annotation, biological process: transmembrane transport. The record is from RefSeq and is a predicted model, not a curated record. Lineage: Eukaryota; Metazoa; Chordata; Mammalia; Sirenia; Trichechidae. Gene Ontology annotation, cellular component: mitochondrial inner membrane. The coding region runs from base 204 to 1028 and encodes 274 amino acids. Gene Ontology annotation, molecular function: S-adenosyl-L-methionine transmembrane transporter activity. The transcript is spliced from 10 exons.